CACCGUCAGGCCAAGGAACCACAAUGUGGGAAUAGACCACAGAACGAACCGGGACUGCAGUGAGUGCACCGCAACUCGGACGGUCAUGCCUGCAUGUCGCAAAGCCAAUUCCUUGCUGUGCUCGUCUUCCUUCUUGGAAUCCUGCCCAGUUCUUCUGUCACAUUCCCGUCAGCCUGACUCUUCGUACCUGGCCGCCCAGCCUGUUCCUGUGAGCCGUGAGCACCGAAGCUGUUGAAUGCUGUAGCCGAUGAACAUGUUCUGUGCCUGAGAGCAUGCGAGCGAACUGUUCCGAAGACGAACAUUGACCACUACAUCGGCUACACACCGACACCACCUUACGACCUGACUGAACAUUGACCUUUCCAGACGCGGCCGUGGCCCAUGAAUGAACCUUAACUUGACCAACAUGUCCUCCUCCCCCGCGUCUCCCACCCGCACUACUACCGCGUCUCCUCCCCAUCAUCCUCUUACUACCCGGCUCUCACUUUCUAGCUCUUCUUCCCCCUCGACUUACCCAGAGCAACCCCACUUCUCUCGUCCAGCCUCACAGCAGCAGCCGGCAGCACGGCGCAUAAGUCGCGACCUUUGCACUCAACGCCAGGGUUCCCGACGACUCACUGAAGGGCAGAAUCUCACUUCAUCGCCGGUGAAGCUAAUACGCUUUAUCGCCUUUCUCGCAGCAUCAAAGGAGGGUCAUUUUUGGCAGAUCGGGGAUACGAAGGGACACCGACGGGAGGACGCUUCAACCGGGACGAGGGCUCCUCGCCCGACUAACCCCGCCAUGGCGCCCGACGCAAACAGCAACUUGAACGGAGUCACAUCCCAGUCCCGGACCAAGGACCAGGACCAGGACCAGCAGAAGCAGCUCAAGAAGUGGAAAAAGAUCUGGCUCAAAGGUCUGUCUGUUCGUAUCCGGGCUCGCAAGGACUCGCCGCGAGCAGCAGCAGCAACAACAUCGGCAGUACCACCACCACCAUCAACCGGAGGAGAGACAGACCACAGCGUUGAGAGAGGCACCCAGACCGCGACACGCAACCACACCCACAACCACAGCCAACAUGUUCGCAGCAGCCAGAGUCGCACGCUACGGCAUUCAGAAACGCUUGCGCACCCAAGCGAGUCAGACGCCGUAACGGACUCCGGCCUCUCGUCGACCGUUGCCACCUCCGCCUCACACUCGCCCGCAACAUCAACCACCGCUCAGACCACCACCGUCCCCUCGAGCUCAUCGUCAUCCUCGUCCACUUCUCUCAGCGUGAGCGUCGGUGCUUCCAUCGGAAACUUCCCGUCAUCCUCCGCGCCGUGUCCCACUUGCGGACAGCGCCGCCAUGUCGAACUCCACCGGCCUCCGACGCCGGUCAAGCCCGAGGAUCGGUUCCAGUUCCGGUCCGGGGUCCCGUAUGGUCCUUGGACAAUCACACAUCCUCCACCGUCGACAGCUGCACCAUCGCAGAUUUCCUUUGAGCUUCCCGUCUCCCAGCAGCAGCAGCAAGUGGCCCCCUGCUGCGCUGCCGAGACCCCUGGUCCGCUCACUGCAUUCCACCCCUUCGCCCGCCUACCACCAGAGCUUCGGUCCAAGAUCCUGCGGUUCUAUCUCGAACGCCCGCGCAUCGUAGAAAUCCGAUGCAUGAACGACUUGAAAAAGAUCCAUUUCGCACCAAACGCGCUCGGAAAUCUUGCCUCCAACAUCGCCUGGAGCGCAGACAACACUCUCCCGGCCCUGAUGUGGGUGAACAGGGAAUGCCGCGCCGAGACACGCGCAUUCUACCGCGUUCAGCUACCGAUGCACCCGACCAACAAGAUCGCCUGGCCCGUCAUCAUCAACCCGGAUUUCGACACCGUCAUAUUCACGUUCCCCUGGAGCAGCGAGAUUCCCCUUGACAUCUUCCUGAGCGACUGCCUCGCAUUCGACCCGCUCGGCGUAGGGAUCCGCCAUUUCGGCACCCGCGACAGGGGCGGACCCGAGACGUGGGACCUAACGCCCGUACCUGGAUGCGCGCCGCUCGCAGAGAGCUUGGCGAAUUUGGAGUCCUACACGGAAGCGAUCCAGCUGAUGGACGAUCGCGCGGCGGCCCGGUUCCCGGUGUGGAUGAUUCACGAGGGCUAUCUUACCAGCGGCAUCCCGGCCAAGAACGCAUUCUACCGCGACGUUCCGCGGCUGCUUCUUAGUAACGACUACGAGCCUCCCGAUGCGAUUAACCAGCGCACGGCGCUGGAGGCUUUGCGGACGCAGCUUGGAGAGUACCUGCCCAAGAACGUUGCUGAGAAUCUGGUAAUGCAGAGGAUGUUUUACCGCAAGUAUUUCCGGCACUUGAGGAUGAAGUGUACGAAAACCGAUCUUGCUGGGCUGGGAAUGGUGAGACAGAUUCCUGGCUGUGAGACGGAGGAGUUCUUUCUGAGUAACGGCCGGGAAGUUGCGGGGCCGCGGAAGAAGAUGAGGUCGGUGCUUGAUGUGAGACCUAGCAGCAGCUGGCAUCUUUGGGAUGAUGACUGACUUGACGAGUUGUGAGCGAGAGUCUGGAGAUUGUCUCUUUUACAGAGGAGUGUUGAAGUGGAACGAGAGCUGUAUCAAAAGUACCGUGCAACGGUAAGAUGCGACAAAAGGACGGUUGUCUAAAUGCCAGAAGAGAUGAGUUUAGAGAUUCGAAAACAUUUAUCGCAAUAUAUUUGUGUUCCUUCACCAAGCAAAAGAGAAAUGAAGAUGCCGAAUCGGCCAAUUGGGUAUGAAA
Colletotrichum phormii is the source of this 2729-nucleotide messenger RNA. RefSeq lists its product as uncharacterized. The annotation marks the transcript as partial. The record is from RefSeq and is a predicted model, not a curated record. Lineage: Eukaryota; Fungi; Ascomycota; Sordariomycetes; Glomerellales; Glomerellaceae. The transcript has a single exon.